GGCGUCAUUACGUCACCUCGGCGCUAACCAAUCCGGUUGUGAGGAGGGGGCUCUUCGGUUUUGAAGCGGCGUUGUUCGGACAAUCGAUACAAGGCGGAAGCUUAAAAGAGGUAUGUCUCCAGGGGACGAACUCCAAAGCCCCCUCCGUGGUUGCAGCUCUACGCUGGGGGAUCUCACUCCGAGUUGUGGAGAUCCAGAUCGCGCCCACGAUGAGCUGGGGGGAAGGAGCAAGCCACGCGGCAGACUCCAGCAGACGAGGAGGCCAGAGGCUGGCAUCAGCUGCCACGGAGACCGCGUCGGUGAAAAUAGCCCCUUUCUGAAAACACUGAUGGAUGCAGAGGCGGCUGCCAACUCCGCUGCUGUACAACUUGUGUCUUUCAAAGAUGCAAUGGAAGAUGAGCUUGCUGAUUCGAGACCGUCUGCCGUGGACAAACGGCGAGUUACGAGGCAGAGGGGACUUCUGCUGGGGAAGUUGGAGGAUUUCAGACGAAUAAACAAGUCUGUCCGACAAAAACUUAAACAGGUCCAGGAAGCAGAGGCCGAUCGAAUUGAUGCCAACCUACAGAUUGAAAUCUUACAGAAGAAGAUCACGCAGGCUGACAGUGAAAAUGAGCGUUUAAAAGGUGAUUUGAGUGGGACAGAAAGAAGAAUCAAGGAGCUGAUGGAUCUGCGGAGAGAAGAGCAGGAGAACAUGAAGACUGCCGUUCACAUGACCAAGUCUGUGGAGGCGACUCGCGCUCACCUGCAGGGGCAGCUACGCAACAGGGAAGCGGAAAACAAUCGUCUGACGGCACAACUACGGAUGCUGGAAAGAACCCUGGCUGAGCAGAAGAUGGAGAUCAAUGAUCUGAGAGGCUCAAUCACCUCUUUGACUGAGAAGGCAGCACAGGACAAAGAAUCUCUGAAGAAAGCCACACGAGCACAGAAACUGAGAGCGCAGAGAUUUGAAGCUGCCAUUGAGAAAUGCUAUGCACAGUUGAGAGAAAAGGAUGCUCAGCUGGUCAACGCCCGUUUCGAAAGAGACUCCAGGAGACAGCAAAAGGAGCAGACGUCGGGUGAGAAAGACAAGUUCGUGGCUCAUGUGGAGUUAUUGAAAAGUCAAAUCACAGACUUGACAGCGAGGCUGCAGAAGGAGGAGGAUGAGCUGAUCGCGGCCAACGAAAGCGCUAUGCAACGCGUUGAAAAACUCAGCACUGAAAACGGAGACCUCCGCGUCAAUAAUGCAGCACUCCAGGCAUCAGUUGCUCAGAUGGAGCAGCAGUUGGCCAAUUGGGAGUCUGCUCUGGCGGAGGAGAAGGUUGUGUCUGAGGAGAGGAAACAUCAAGCAGAACAGUGUCAAUAUCAGGUCGCAGAACUUCAAGCUGAGAUUGAUGAUAUGAGAAAAAAAAAUGCAAUUAUUUUAAGAGAGACGGAGAAGACAAGCGAUGGGAAAGAUGCAGAAGUUGAGAAGGUGAGGCAGCAGCUGCAGGCCCGAGUGGACGAACUGAAGGCUUACCCUGAGUUACUGAGUGCCGCUGAGCAGAGUCUCUUCGAGUGCCAGGAGAACCUGCGACGCUCGGAGAGGAGGUGCUCAGAAAAGUCAGAAUCCAUUAGGCAACUGCAGGUCAAGAUGGAGAGCCAGACUAAAGUUCUGAGGUCCUCUGCGGAGAUGAAGGAGUCCAUUCACGAAGCCAAUUCCAAACUGCAAGAGAAAGUGAAUUCCGUUCAAACGCAGAUGGACAAGCUGCAGCAGGAGAACCUGGAGCUCGUGCGGAGGCUCGCGGCUCAGGAGGAGGCUCUGAGCUACAGCAACCGGCAGCUGGAUCAGCGCUCGUCAGAGUGCCAGGCCCUCAGCCGGCAGCUGGAGGCAGCGAUAUCAGACGUCAGACAGCAGGUCAAAAAAGUAAAAGACCAAGCUCUCUCCAGAGAGGAGGCUCUUCAGACUAAAAUCCUGGAGUUGGAGGCAGAGAAGAGCAGAAGGGAUAAUGAGCUGAGGCUUCUCCGCCAGAGCAAGAUGACUGCAGAGAGACAGUUUGAGGUGCGUGUGAAGGACCUGCAGCUCAGCCUGGACCAAUCAGAGAGCCACAAACAAAGCAUUCAGAACUAUGUGGAUUUCCUGAAAAACUCCUACAAGACGAUGUUCGAUGAGGGACUGCAGACCUCGAAUUUUGGAUCGUCAUAUUUUCUAAGAUGAUGAGGGAAUCAUCUGAUGAUGGGUUUUUUUAAAGUUUGUAUUUAUUUAUCUGUUUUUUGUGUGUGCACUGUAAUACCGAAUAGUUUAAUUUUAAUCAGACAAAGGAGGCAAGAGUUGAUAUCAUUUUUAGAGGAAGUAAAGGGUUGUUUUUGUUUCAUAGCUCUGGGCUUCAUUAAAAUAUCUACUUCUUCAUUUAGCUGAUUUAGAUAUGAACGUUUUUCCCCCCCAGAUGUUGUGAGAGGUUUCAAUACCUGUUUUAUUUAAUGUCCCAAGAAAGAUUAUGUAAUUUUUUCUCAUGUGUUUGGUAAUCUUGGACUGUGAAUCCUUGGUGCUGCUGUGUUUUAAUCGCGUACAACAAGGAGCCAGUUGCAUUAAUUUACUUUAAAUCAAGCCUGAACUUUAGACCAGUCUCAGAUUGCAGUUUAAGUCGUGUCUGUUGUUACAUGAAUAUUACUCAAUUACUUAUUUAGAUUUCUAAAAAAAAACUACCACAAACCCCAUUUUUGUGUCGACCAAGACUGGCAUGUUACAGCCGUAUGAUCGACGAGUUGUGCAUUAGGAAAUCAUAUCCGAGACACAUUUGAAAAAAAAAUAAGGGAUUAACUGCUUUUCUGUUCUUUUUAUAUGACUGACUGAAUUGGGAUAACUUUGGUUUUGUACUGUUGGUGGGAUAAAACCAGCAAUUUUUAACUGAUGAAUCUGAUAUUGCAUAGACUGCAUAAUACAUAGAAUAAAUAAAUACUUUCCAGCUGGUAAAAGUAAUGUACCACUAGGUGGGACUGUUUAGUUAGCCAUCUUUUCUCCCCUGUCAAGUGGAGUCGUUUACCCACAGUCCUUUGCUUGUCAAUCUCAUCGCAUUCGCUAAACAUACACAAAGUUCCGUGUCUAUUUCAAGUGUAAGAAAAGUGCAACUGGCUCCAAAUAGAAGAGGAUUUUUCUUUUCUUGCCAUAUUUUGAAGCUAUACAUAGAUCUAAUUGUGACAACAAUGAUUAACCAAGUGGUGCUGUAAUACCAAAUAUUGUGUCAGUGCGUAUGUCCCAGCCAUGUGUAACAUGGUGCUCCUUUUAACAUAAAUAUACUCCACUUUUGCUCCCAUUUGAAAAUCAUGCAUCUUAUGAUGACCCUGACCCUUGGAGCCAUGACACACAGCUGCUCAUCUCACUGAUGCUCCAAACCACUUUGGCAUUACUUUGUAUGUGUAGCAAUAAUAAGGAGGUGUAUUGAACGUGUUUAUUAUCUGAUUCUCAGUUGGCCUGAGAUGAAUUGAGUUUGAGAAUCAGUUGUUUAGCUGUCAGAUGUGAAGAUUGUGCCUUUAAGGUUGCAAACACAAUUACUGAGAUACAUGCAACUCUGGGAUAUUUCCAAACCACCGAUGCUGAUUUGUGCUCAAGCUUUUGUUUUGGAAGUUUUUUGUAAGACUGAUGCUCUGGGGCACAGAAGGAUUCAGGUAUCUGCUGCAGCACGAUUUGCCCAAAAUCGGAGCCGUGAUUGUCUUGUGCUGUGCGUCUUGUUGCUCGAUUUGUGGUCCCACACUGUAUCUAUGGUGAUAAACUACCAUCGUCCAGGACCGCUGUGAGGCCCUGGUGUGUCUUUGCCACGGACGUUUUCCCCCCCGUGUGAGCAUUGCUCCUCUCAAGUUCUCAAAGACAAAGCUCUAUUGUGUUCUCCGACAGCGGAUGGAACCAUUUCAUCUGUGCGUGCGUCAGUAACCCUGCUUUUUUUUUUUUCCCUUUCGCACUUGUUCUCAGUCUCCUGGUCUUGCCCCGUUUACGUAACUCCGUUGAUCAUACUUUGGGAAUUUGCUUGUCUUUGCUGGAAAAUAAGCUUACGUCUGACUUCUGGAAGGUUGGGUUGGUAUCACCGUGCAGGAGCAUGAUCGACACACCCUCGGCUUAUGUGCUCAUUAGGCUCAGAUGAGUCGGAUGGCCCAUUUGUCUCUAUUAUUCUGCCGGGCCAAUUAUCCAAAACAAACCGAGGCUUCACAUUUGUGUGUAUUGAAAUUAUUUCCACAAGGACAUAUACAAUAACACAGAUACCUGUUGUAUAAACUUGGAAAAUAACUCUUGGAUAUUUGCAGCCUGACAAAGUCAUAUUUCAAAUUAGAGCAAAAAUAAACGCCAAUUGGAAGCUGACUUGAAAAGUCAACAUCUGAAGGGAAGUCAUCCAAAUCGGAGCAACUGAUUUCAGAUUCAGGGAUUGUCCGCCAUUUUGUAGUAAAUUUCAGAUUAUUCUCUGCUAUAACUUGUUUUGGUUUUUUUUCACACAAAAAAAAUCCUUUAGCUUGCUCAUCUGCCCAACAGCAGGAAAACCACUCGAAGGUUUUCAUUACAGUCCUUCCCUCGACUAGUCAUGUAGACAUGUCUGUCCUCUCUGAAGUGGGUCAGCCAUAUGCAGCUGAAACAUUAUAGCUCAUUUCCUGACGAUUGUAAUAACAGACCCCCUGAGAAGCUCCAGUUUUCUUAUCAUGGCAGAGCAGCCCACCUGUGUAUUUACUUUUCUCCCUAAAGUAAAAUAAAUUGCUAAAUUGUA
Scophthalmus maximus (turbot) is the source of this 4703-nucleotide messenger RNA. Its product is annotated as outer dense fiber protein 2. The coding region runs from base 113 to 2173 and encodes 686 amino acids. The transcript is spliced from 17 exons. The record is from RefSeq and is a predicted model, not a curated record. Gene Ontology annotation, biological process: negative regulation of cilium assembly. Gene Ontology annotation, cellular component: ciliary basal body; centrosome. Lineage: Eukaryota; Metazoa; Chordata; Actinopteri; Pleuronectiformes; Scophthalmidae.